Molecule: messenger RNA, 2401 nt
Organism: Paramormyrops kingsleyae
Lineage: Eukaryota; Metazoa; Chordata; Actinopteri; Osteoglossiformes; Mormyridae
Product: lactosylceramide 1,3-N-acetyl-beta-D-glucosaminyltransferase A
Biological process (GO): protein O-linked glycosylation
Cellular component (GO): Golgi membrane
Molecular function (GO): N-acetyllactosaminide beta-1,3-N-acetylglucosaminyltransferase activity
Source: RefSeq, a predicted model, not a curated record
AAGUGACAGCGAUCGCUACAGACUAUAAUACGGAUAGUAUGACACUUGUCGGUGAAACAUGACUGAAAAUGCACGACGCCAGUCGCUUCAUCGUUAUUAAUUCCGUGCUCCGUCGCGCGACGAAAUUGAAAGCGCUUCCUCCACCGGGAAAGUCGGAAAAACACGAGGGAUGCUGCGCGCGAUACGCGGCCGGUUGCCUUGGAGAUCCCCACCGUUUUCACUUCGUGUUACUCCUAGUCUCGGGUACAACUAAAAAAGAAGGCUUUUAUGUGUUUGUAUUGGUUUCUGAGAGCCAAUUAUGGUGUCGUUUUAACCCCAUAAGUGUAGAGGGACGGAAAAGAAAGCACCUUACCGACUGCCUGAAUUCUGUAUUACUAUUAUUUCCCACGAAAACGGCGGAUACCAGUUCCGAGUCUCCACUCGGCGACAGCGGACAAAUGGGAAAUUUCGAUAUACAGCCAGUUAAGUGCCACUGAGAGUAAAAAGAAGAGGCUCUCUUCAGCACGAUCUUCAUAUAGAGUUGCACGGCAGCGACUGGCUGCUACUCACAACGGUGAUUUCACUUUGUCAGAGAGAAAUCCUAAACUGUCCAUCGGCCAUACUCUGCUCCAGUCGCGCUGCGUUUCUCUAAACACAUGGAUUUACGACGGCCUUCCCUGUGCUGAUGAAGAAAUAAUUCAAGGUUUCUAUAACAAAAUAAGAAACUGGUAAACAUGAGGACAGCAAGGCUUGACUCAUUUCUGGGAUCUAAUGGCGGCUUACUUAGUCAGUAGACCUAUUUUCAUUCAGGCUCCCCUGACUCUGCAUUAGUGUGGCAAUAAUAGAGUGAAACUCGAAAAACAAAAACAUCUGAAUUACUGCAAGAACAUUCAACAGAAUACACAAUAUCUGCCUUGACAGAGGAGGAGGAUCUGGAGGUCAGCUGGACUGCAGAAUGUUCAUCUAUUUCAGAAGGAUCAGAAAACUUAAAUGUGUGCAGCUGACAGCGACGUGCUUCGUCUUCUCCGUUGUAAUGCUGUAUUGGGAUCAGCUGGACAACAACGUUGUGAGCCACAUGAGGUCCUACUCAUAUCGCUACUUAGUCAACAGCUACAACUUUCUCAACAAGAGCUUCUCUGUGAGCCGGGAAGUGGCAGAGAGCUUCGCUAACCACCGUUACUUAAUCAAUCGCAGACAUAAGUGCAGGGUUAAGGACUUGCUGCUGCUGCUCAUGGUUAAGACUUCCCCAAAGAACACGGAGAGAAGGGCAGCCAUCCGCUGUACUUGGGGAAAUGAGACGUAUGCACGCUCAGAACUCGGCGUGAAUGUGAGGGUAGUGUUUGUCCUGGGUGUCCACCCCAAGGAAUCUGAUCGGGCCCAACAACAAAAACAGCUGGACCAGGAGGACAGAGAGUACGGGGACUUAAUCCAGCAAGACUUUGUAGACACAUUCCACAACCUCACCAUCAAGCUACUCCUGCAGUUUCAAUGGGCACACUCAUAUUGUAGCCAUGCUCAGUUCCUUAUGUCCGCCGAUGACGAUGUCUUCGUGCACAUGCCCAACCUGGUCCACUAUCUGCAAGAAAUGGGCCGGAGAGACGUCCGGAACUUCUGGAUUGGCCGUGUGCACCGCGGAGCCCCACCCAUCCGCCGCAAGGAUAGCAAGUACUAUGUUCCCUAUGAGAUGUACCCCUGGUCCACUUAUCCAGACUACACGGCAGGUGCUGGAUAUGUGGUGUCAGGGGACGUGGCUGCCAAAAUAUACCAGGCCUCGUUAACCCUCAACGCCACACUCCACAUCGACGAUGUAUUUAUGGGGAUCCUCGCAAAUGUGAUGGGUGUCUCCCCACAGGAACACGCAUACUUCUCAGGGGAGGGAAAAGCCCCAUACCACCCUUGUGUAUACCACAAGAUGAUGACCUCACAUGGACAUGUGAAAGAUAUCCAUUACCUCUGGAAGAUCUCCACAGAUCCUCAGCUCCAAAAAGCUAACUAUGGACUCUUAGACGACCUAUAUUGCCAGGUAGUAAAAAUAACACUGUUCUGUAAACCAUACUAUUUUAACACCUACCCUUGCAAAGCAGCCUUCUUGUAAUGUGUGAAGAGUAUUGGUUAGUCGCAUGCUUUUUUCAAAUAUCAUAAUAUCAAAGAAGAAGGGGGGGGGGCUUCUGUAUUUUCACUUCGCAUUUAUAUGGACAUAUAGUUAAAUAAAGUGUUUCUAGGAACCUAAUCUGCCCCUCCAUUAGCCAUGGUUCAGGUUUGGAGCAUCUUCAGUCAAAAAAAGUAAGAAUAAGUCCUAGUGGGUCAUGCAAAAGAAGAGUCUAAGGAGAAUAGAACACAAUCUAGACAUACUGCCAGUCGUCGGAUGAUCAUAAUUUUAUUUAUCUUUCGAUGUCAUUAAAUUAAACUGAUUUAAAAGGUU